GGUGCUCAGAGGCCCUGAUCGGUCAGUUGGACACUGUCCACGUGGGAGGUCUCUGGACCGUUGUGACCCGACCACGCCCACUCUGGGCUGGUGUCUCCAGGAGAGGGGGCGGGUCCGCCCUCUGCAGACCACCGAGUGUCUUGGAGCAAGUUCUCAGCCUCUCCGAGACGAGGCAAGGAAACACAUCAGUGCUUCAGACAGAGGGGGCUUGACUCGGGGGCCCCACGGGGCCGCUGGGCCAAACCGCCAUGAGGGGCCACCCACCGGCCUCGGGGGACAAAAGGGAAGACACCGGAGCUCAAGGAUGGCCCCAGGGGCUGGUACUCAGACCCCGGCACGAGGGGGCACUUUGUGGCCGCGGGCACCUCUGGGGACAGGAAGGUUCUGGAAUUGCUGAGAGAAGCCAGGGCUGGGCAAACCCCACCCAAACCACAGCGCCGCUUCCAGCAGCCCCUCUCCCCGCAGCCGCCGGGACCCCCCCUUCCAGGCUCCAGGGAGGAGCACACACCGCGACCCCCAGCCGGGUCCCAGGGCUGGGAGCAGACACAGUGGAAAGGCCCGGGGGUGGGGCGGGCCAGGCGGGUGGGGGUCCCCAGGCCCAGCUCGUGCCCCAACCCCGCUGCUGCGCCCCGCUCUUCCUCUGCAUUUUUACCCAGGAAGGGACUCCCGACAGCCACAUCUCCGUAACCGGCUCAGGGUCCCCAGGGGCUUCCACCCCACCUACGCGAGGCUCUCGCCACCCUCCGAGGACCCCGUCAUGGACCUCCUCGACUGCCCCCCGGAGAGUUCUUCCGCUUCCGUGCCUGGCUCAGGUCAUCCCCGCCCUCCGCCCCCUGCCUGAGCCCCGAGCUGCUCGGCCAUUGCCUGGACAAAUGCCGCCGGCCACUCCCUCCCCAGCACACUGGCUGCAAGGACCCCAAUCCCACAGCCACCUGCCGGACUCCAUAACCACUCUUGGCUGCGUUCCAGACUCCUGCCCUGUCUGUGUGCUGCAGAGGGGUCGGCGCUGCCCUCUCACCUGGGGGUCAGCGGCCCUUCUCCCGAUUGCCAACCCCCGUCACCCUCGGGGCGGCCAGUGGUGGCCGAGGGGGGCUUGUUUGUCCUGGGAGCCGAGACCGCAGGCUCGCCCUGCCCCUGCCCCAAGAAGGUUCUGGCAAGGCCCUAGGAAGGGAACCCUGCAGGUGUGAGGAGCCUGGAGGGGGCUGGGGGGGCAGAGGCCCCCAGUUGCUCACCUCUCCCUGGGUGCGGGUCAGGGAUGGCGGGGUGGGGACGCCCCUCAGAAGUCUCCCCAGGACCCUCCUGGGGGCUCACUCCCUCACCCCCCCUCAGCAGACCCUCCAGCUUCCUGGGACCUAAAAGCUACACCACGCUGCAGUACCCCGCGCUGCACCCCCUGCUCUUAUGCCCUUAUUUCUUUAAAAGUGAUUUAUUUCAAUAAAUGGA
Molecule: messenger RNA, 1443 nt
Organism: Choloepus didactylus (southern two-toed sloth)
Lineage: Eukaryota; Metazoa; Chordata; Mammalia; Pilosa; Megalonychidae
Product: nascent polypeptide-associated complex subunit alpha, muscle-specific form-like
Exons: 2
Coding region: 249-1187 (312 amino acids)
Source: RefSeq, a predicted model, not a curated record